This is a messenger RNA of Caenorhabditis remanei, 3015 nucleotides long. RefSeq lists its product as uncharacterized. Gene Ontology annotation, biological process: innate immune response. Gene Ontology annotation, cellular component: membrane raft. The coding region runs from base 1 to 3015 and encodes 1004 amino acids. The transcript is spliced from 12 exons. The record is from RefSeq and is a predicted model, not a curated record. Lineage: Eukaryota; Metazoa; Nematoda; Chromadorea; Rhabditida; Rhabditidae.
AUGCUCAAACUUGCUGCAUUUGUCAUUUUUGUGAUAGGAUCGGUGUAUGGGCAGGCGUUCACAUGCCCUACUUCAUCAAUAACAGUUGCCACGUCCACCGGAAACUUACCAACUGGAGCUACAAAUGUGACCACUGUUCCAACAGGGACUAACUGUUCCUUUGUGUUCGACAUUCCCAACAACUACGUGCUCCUUCUAAAGUUCUCCAUCGACUUCCAAUCGGAUGAUGACUACGUUUUCAUUUAUGACAAUAACGACAGGCAUAAGUAUUACAUGACUAAUCCAGGAUACGCUUAUUAUGACUCUCCAUUGUACAUGCCGGCUAGGAGUGCACAAGUCCGAGUGGUUGGAGUCUCGGGGAAUAGUAGAUUCUUUAUGAGUUAUCAGUAUCAGUCAUUGUCCGGCUACCAACAAAUCACUAAAAACACCGGAGACGCCUUCUCAUUGACCACCACCACUGACUACGUCUACUUCACUAUCACAGCGUCUACUGCUAAUGAUCAGGUAGUACCAAAUUUUGCUCAAACCGCUGGAGCUUCACUGGACCCGUACCUUCAUGAUAUCUUUGUUUAUGACGGAGACAAUAUUAACACUGCCACCUUCCUCGGAAAUCUCGAUGACAUUGGAUCGACACUCACCGUAUCCUCUGGUCGCAGUCUAUCUUUUGUGAAUCCAUACGGCGAAACUUCUGAUCCAUCCGCUUGGUUCCUUGGUAACGACGCUUCUGCUGUUCAAGGCUACAAUAAGUAUUUCGCAUUGUUGGCAACAAGUCAGACGAUUAUCAGUGGAUCGCUGUCGGAUGUCUCCGAAUUCGGUGCGGCUUACACAUUCAUUUGUGUGGAUUGUCCGACGUUUUACUGGACAGUUAUGCAGUUUGAUAUGUCGAUAACUGCCAAUAGAGGAUAUAUCAGUUUCCAAGGACAGACACCGACUCAGAAGAGAGAGAAGUUGGUUAGAUAUGACCCAUCAACCUACUCCCAAAACUACCUCCCACAAAUCCUGCCAACCAACACCUUCACCAUCAACCUCUUCAUGGCUCGAGUCAUUUUCAAUGUGACCACAACUAAUGGCGCUGCGAACUUCCAUAUUCCAUAUGACGGUCGUCAAGGAUACAUUUUCUCUCCAAACCUGUGGUCUGGCGCUUCUAACUCCUACCAGUACGAAUUACGAGAUGACUCUGCUCUCUUCAAUUAUACACUCAACUUUGAUAAAAUGUCAUUCGCAAGUGUAAAUGAUCAAUUGACACUAAAGAUUGGAUCAGGAACUGGAGCGCCUACUGUAGAUAAGCAAUAUCCACGUGAUACAUUUGGCACCAAUAUUACGGCAUCUGGAAACUACAUGCAGAUUGGGUUAGCCGCAUCAGAUCAGUCGGAUAUUCGACUCUCGUAUCAGAUGACUCAAUCUUCAGCUUCCAUCUGCCCAACAACUCCAAUAAAUGCCACCUGGUUCUCUGGAAACUUACCGAUUGGAGCAACUAAUAUCACUACUAUUCCAGCGGGCACCAAUUGCUCAUUUAUGUUCGAUAUUCCCAACAACUACGUCAUCCUUCUGAAACUCUCAAUCGACUUCCAAUCGGAUGAUGACUACGUUUAUAUCUACGAUAACUACGACAACCACAAAUACUACAUGCUUCAUCCAGGAUACGCCUAUUAUGACUCCCCGCUAUUCAUGCCCGCCAGAAGUGCUUCCGUUCGAAUUUACAGCGCGUCUGGAAAAACUCGUUUCAUGUUGAGUUAUGCUUAUAAGUCUUUAAGCAGCUACCAACAAGUCACCAAGAAUACCGGCGAGUACUUCCCAUUGAGCAGUGUGACUGGAAAUAGUUAUUACACAAUUUCCAGUGUGUCUGAUCAGGUAGUCGCAAGUACGGCUCAAACGAUAAGUGCCCCAACAGAUGGCUACCUCCAUGACGUCUUCGUAUACGACGGAGAUAACAUAAAUACUGCCAACUUCCUUGGAAACCUUGAUUCCCUGGUAAAUGGACGAGUUCCAUCCACUGGGAGGAGUAUCUCUCUUGUCAACUUGUAUAACUCCGCCCCACCCUCUUACUUCCUCGGAAACGAUGCAUCCACAGUAGAGGGACUGAACAAGUUCUUCACCAUAAUUGUGAACAGUCAAUCGACAGUUACGGCGUCCAUGUCAGAUACUACCGAGUUCGGAGCAGCGUUCACUUUCAUUUGUUUGAAUUGUUCUACAUUCUGGUGGACUCAAAUGCAGUUUGAUUCAAUGUUUACGACUGCUAGCAGAGGAUACAUUAGCUUCCAAGGGCAGACACCGACGCAUAGAAGGGAGAAGUUGAUUAGAUAUGACCCUCCAACCUUCUCCUCGAACUAUCUCCCUCAAAUCCUUCCCACCGAUAUCUUCACAAUCAAUCUCUUCAAAGCACGUGUCCUCUUCAACAUGACCACUUCUGCAUCUGUCGCCAACUAUAAUCAAGCGUACAACGGUCGGAAGGGAUACAUCUUUGCUCCAGCUUUAUGGACUUCAGGCGGCAACAAUUUCGCCUUUGAUUUCCGGGAUGACACUCAACAGUACAAUUAUACACUGAAUUUCAAUACAAUGUCAUUCCCUGUGAAUGGUGACAUCUUGACACUGAAAAUAGGACCAAGCUCCGGAGCACCGACGGUGGAUAAUCAGUAUCCACGGGAUCAAUUCGGAAGCGGUGUGGUUUCAGCGAAUGGAAAUUAUAUGCAAGUCGGGCUUACUGCGUCGAGUGCAGCUGAUGUUAGGCUGUCUUUUGAGAUCUCCCCACCGGGUACAGCUGUUCCUACCACCACUACUACUCAAGCAGUUCCUGUUGUUACCACUGCAAAGGUUACUGUACCUGUAGUGACUACUGUAACCAGCACUAGUGCUCCACCACCACCACAAUCUUCUUCUUCUUCUACCGUAACCCCAUCUGGAUCUACGACUACUGUAGCGACGACACAAACAGCGACUGUUCAAACUACAACUAAGGGAGCGAUGAACAAAGGAUUUUCAGCAUUUUUAAUGAUAGUUUUUGUGGCGCUUUUUUAG